CAGACCAGUGGGCAACCUGGGCCCGAGCGGAGCAAGCAGCGUCUCUGGCCAGAGAGGAGGCUGAGCCCCUCAUCCACACAUGGAGCAGCCCAGGAAAGGCAGGUGGGGCACCAGUGCCCAGGGGAACUUUAGCCAGAUGUCCAGGGUAGCUUGAUCUUCCUAAUACUGGUCCAGGGUUACUUGGACCUGAAGCCUGUCCCCUGAUGAACCCUGUCCUUUGCUCCCACCCCCUCUCUCCCGGUCCACCAGCCUGAUUCCUGAACAACUCAGGAACUCGCCGUCUCCUUCCCCACACUGCCCCCUCUCCCAACCAGGCUAGGACUCUCCCAGAGGACAGCAUCUGUCUGCCCACCUUUGAGAGUUUUAAACACAAGCCUGAGCCGACUCUUCCUGGCAUAAAGCACCUUAGUUCCUCCCAGAGGCUGAGGACAGAGGCUGGUGAGGCCACCUCGUCCCUGCCCCAUCUCUCCCCAGUCCCACUCCCUGCAGCUUCCACCUCCCUGACCCUGCUCCCGCCUGCCUCUGGGCCUCUGGGCCUCUGCACAGCCUCUCCUGUAGCUACAGCCCCCUUCUCACCACCCUCCCCCACUCAACCAAAUGACCCUGUUUCUCCUUCAGCUCUCAGCCGGUCAGCUCCUGCAGGACGCCCUCCUCACUCUCUGCAAAGUCCUCUAUUCUCUCACCAGACACUUAUCCUGGAGUUGCCCUCUGACUUGCUGAGCCCCCCAGCUGUAAUCCCCUGACACUGGGGGUGCUUGGUCAGCCCUAGCAGGGGGUCUCAAAAAAUGCUUGUUGAUGGACUGAUUGUCCUCAGUCUAACUGACUGUUGACUGAUGGAACGUCUUGCCGCCUGACUUUCCUUCUCUGGCAGCCACAGUAUGGGGUAAGCUGCAGUGAGGUUCUUGCAGAGAGGAUGGGGCAAGAAGCCCAGCAGAAGGGAGAGCAUGAACCCCCCAACCCGAGACUCACCCCUUUUCUUUUGAAUUAGGAAUCAAAAAAUAACCAGGGCCUUGGGGUGAUGGGCCCUUGGUGCCCAGGUCCUGACAUCUAUGUGGGCAGCUGAGCUGAACUCUCCCCUGCCUCAGACCACUCCUCCUUUCCUCCUCCCCUCUUCUCUCUCCUCCUCUUUGUCCCCUCCCUUCCAGCCCCUCUGGCCCUGCCCCAGAGCAGCAGAACACCCAGCUGACAGCUGGACAUGCCAGUCCCCACCAGCCCUUCCCCAGAGGGUCAGGUGACCCUUCCCUCCCCAGGCCACGGCAGCCCGGCCCUCCGGGGCAGACCUCCCUCACCAGGGCUCUGGUGAACAGCAAAUGCACCACGCUGGGACGGGCCGUUGCCUGAUGCCUGUACAUGGUGGGCACUGAGAGACAAGAUUCCUGGGCCCUGCCUUCCAUACACUCCCCACGAUCUCGGAGGAAGCUCUGGCUGGCUACCUGGUAGACAAUUGCUGCCAAUCCGUCCAAGUCCAGGGGCAAGGGAGUUUCCACUGCUGUGCCACAGGCUGCGCUGAAGGCCCAGGGGUCUUCCCUGCUCACACUGCGCUCUCUGAGGAGAGGACCCCGCUGAGAGCCCACAGACAGGAGGACAACUGCACUAUGACAGCAAUAAAGGCCAAGAAGGAGAAAGUUGAGGACCGCUGACAGCCCCGCGUGCUUGUUGGGAGCUGCCCUUUCUACUUCACACCUUCCUCUAGCAGACUGUGCAGGGACCCCCCACCACCACCAUCUGCCACCAUGGUUGUGCAAAACAGCGCAGACGCCGGGGACAUGAGGGCAGGCGUGCAGCUGGAGCCCUUCCUGCACCAGGUCGGGGGGCACAUGAGCGUGAUGAAGUAUGACGAGCAUACGGUGUGUAAGCCCCUCGUCUCCCGGGAGCAGAGGUUCUAUGAAUCCCUGCCGCUGGCCAUGAAGCGGUUCACCCCACAGUACAAAGGUACCGUCACAGUGCACCUCUGGAAAGACAGCACAGGCCAUCUCAGCUUGGUUGCCAACCCAGUGAAGGAGAGCCAGGAGCCCUUCAAGGUCUCCACAGAGUCGGCGGCGGUGGCCAUAUGGCAGACGCUCCAGCAGACCACCGGCAGCAAUGGCAGCGACUGCACCCUUGCCCAGUGGCCGCAUGCCCAGCUGGCACGCUCACCCAAGGAGAGCCCAGCCAAGGCUCUUCUGAGGUCCGAGCCCCACCUCAACACUCCAGCCUUCUCGCUGGUAGAAGACACUAACGGAAACCAGGUUGAGAGGAAGAGCUUCAACCCAUGGGGCCUGCACUGCCACCAGGCCCACCUGACCCGCCUGUGCUCUGAGUACCCAGAGAACAAGCGGCAUCGGUUCUUGUUGCUGGAAAAUGUAGUGUCACAGUACAUGCAUCCCUGUGUCCUGGAUCUGAAGAUGGGGACCCGGCAGCACGGCGAUGAUGCGUCGGAGGAGAAGAAGGCCCGCCACAUGAGGAAGUGUGCGCAGAGCACCUCAGCCUGCCUGGGUGUGCGCAUCUGCGGCAUGCAGGUUUAUCAAACAGAUAAGAAGUACUUUCUCUGCAAAGACAAGUACUAUGGAAGAAAACUCUCAGUGGAGGGGUUCAGACAAGCCCUCUAUCAGUUCCUACAUAAUGGAAGCCACCUCCGGAGGGAGCUCCUGGAGCCCAUCCUGCACCAGCUCCGGGCCCUCCUCUCCGUCAUUAGGAGCCAGAGUUCAUACCGCUUCUACUCCAGCUCUCUCCUCGUCAUCUAUGAUGGGCAGGAACCACCAGAAAGAGCCCCAGGCAGCCCGCAUCCUCACGAGGCUCCCCAGGCAGCCCACGGUAGCUCUCCCGGUGGUCUCACCAAGGUUGACAUCCGCAUGAUUGACUUUGCUCAUACCACAUACAAGGGCUCCUGGAAUGAGCACACCACCUACGAUGGACCAGACCCUGGCUAUAUUUUUGGCCUGGAAAACCUCAUCAGGAUCCUGCAGGAUAUCCAAGAGGGAGAAUGAAACUUCCUGGGCUUAUCUGGAUUCUUCUGGGCUAUAGAUCUCAAAUAGAGACCUGUUGGUUGCUAGGGUAGUCCAGACACCCCUUAGAUGUCUUCAUAAUAGUCCUAUCUACCUUCAAAACCAUCUCUAUAUAUGGCAGACUAUAUUAACAGCUGCUGAACAAAUCAGCUCUGGAGGUGAUUCCACAUCCCCUGGCAUUAUGCUCUAAUGCUGCUCAUCGGAGAACGGACAGCCAGGAUAAAGUGGCACCUUCUGGAGUACACUGGAGGGGGCAGCCCAAGUUAGAGGCCAGCAUUGCUGACAUUCUGGAAUAUUUGCAUCUAAAAAUGUUUACUCGUUGCCAUGCUGCAGUCCGCACAAGCUGUGAGGCAGAAAACUUGACUUGAAGCAGCCUUGAAGAGUGAGUUCAUGAGCUCAUGGUUUUUCUCCUUGUAUGGACUGCUCGCUCCAAGGGCAGGCAGAGCUCAUGAAUGCCUCUUAUCUUCCUAAGCGGAGUUUUAGGUGACACAGGAUGAAGCAGAAGAGAUCUACCCAUCUCACCUGCUCUGCACCCAGCUUCUAAGUGGACAAAGCCAAGCCCAGGCAUGAGCUCUGGCAAAGCAAGACCCCAGAUUCUCCAUUUUUGCCUGUGGAAAGGAGGGUCCCUUUACAGGCUUUUUUUUCCUUUUUUUUUUCCCCAAAAUCUCUUAAAAUGAGGAAUCUCUUAGCAGACUUUUGAGUUCCCCAUUCUGCCACAUUCUGACCAUGAGACGCGGCUUGCAGUGGGGGUGAACGCACAUAAAAAGGGACCACUGACGUCCAGCUCUACUCUCUGCUUUCUAUUUAUUUAUUUUGGGGGUGGGUUGGGGAGUCAGAAGAACCUGGAGGACGGAGGAAACCAGGGGCAAUGUUUACAAGACUGGUGGACAAGUGUAAAUAUGGAAUAAGAACAAACAGUUCUAAUUAAUUCCUUCUUCUGCAGUACGGAAACCUAUUACAAUGCCCUUGAGUCAAGCACUGAGAUACGUUACCCAAUUAGGGAAAUAAAUUUGUUAAUAAAAUUGCUGAGGUCACCAGUGAUUAUUGGUGUGCCUUAUUACCCUU
Pan troglodytes (chimpanzee) is the source of this 4049-nucleotide messenger RNA. RefSeq names its product inositol hexakisphosphate kinase 3 (gene IP6K3). The coding region runs from base 1734 to 2966 and encodes 410 amino acids. Gene Ontology annotation, biological process: inositol phosphate biosynthetic process; phosphatidylinositol phosphate biosynthetic process. Gene Ontology annotation, cellular component: cytoplasm; nucleus. Lineage: Eukaryota; Metazoa; Chordata; Mammalia; Primates; Hominidae. The record is from RefSeq and is a predicted model, not a curated record. Gene Ontology annotation, molecular function: inositol hexakisphosphate kinase activity. The transcript is spliced from 7 exons.